AAAAGCAUCACAGGAGCCUCUGGAUAAAGACCAGCCUCAGUAGCAAGGCUAGGAGAGAGGAUUUCUGCUCAGUGAUAAAACAUGAAACAAAUGUGAGGAAGCAGAAUGGAGCUCAAGAGAGGUAAAACCUUCAUAAAAUCCAGUGCGCAACAUGAGAGAGCACCAUCAGUGCAUAUGAUUCCUAUAAACAAAGAUGAUAUGGGAAAAGACAAAAAGACAGCUCCGGAGGGAAACCAGAGUGAAGCUGAAGUCCAACAGGCAUGUUUGGCCACACACAAGAACUACAGAUUUUCUAGCAGAGCAGCAAGGAAUGGGGCUGGUGAAAACAGCUUGGAAAAAUCAUCUGGCUCUUCCUACAAACUUGUAAGGAAGAGUAAAACCCAUGACUGUGUUACUGCGGCAGAUAAAACAGAGCAGUGCAGCUCCAGCAACAGAGCCUGUGAAGAAAGUUUCUCUGGAAAGGGAAGGGGGCGGCUUGUCAAUAGCAUCAGCUUUUCAGGGGUGUCCAAUUCCAGCAGCAAGAAGGAGUGCAUGGUCAGUCCCAGCCAGUCUGCCUGCAGCAGUCAGCAGAUGAUAGAUUACAGGAACUUUGUACCACAGAUGCCUUUUGUACCAGCUGUUGCAAAAACCAUUCCCAGGAAGAGGAUUUCCCUCAAGAGAUCUAAGAAAGGGCUCAGAGAUAUAUUUCAUAUAAAAAAGAAUAAACCAGACAGCCUCACAUUCUUGGCUGAGAAGGACAAGAAUCUGCCCUCUCCAGGCUGCAAGAGUGAGCUCUCUGGACGCCUUGCGAAGUACCUUUUCAAAACUGGAGAAACAUUUGCAGCUGACUGCUUGUCACAAGACUGCUCAGACAGUGAGCUGCAGUCUGACUCUUCCUAUGACUGCUGCAACACUCUGUGCGAAGAUGUUGCCUCGCUAAAGAGCUUUGACUCCCUCACUGGCUGUGGGGAAAUCUUUGCUGAUGAGAGCUCUGCUCACCUGGAACUGGAGAAUAGCAAAGAAAUUCUGCUGAGACGAGCCAAGCACAAAGAGAGCCCCAUCAUGGGCUCUUUCCAAGGGGGUGUGGAGCAGCUGGCCUCUCCUGGCCAGAAUGAGACAGUUGAAUUUGCAAAGUUUUGGGACAGCAUCAACAAGUCAGUGAGGUUACAUCAGAGUGCUCUAUUUGAUAAGAAGUCACUGAAGAUACCCAGUCCUGAUGUGGAAAAGGCUAAAAGCCAGGCUGAUACAUCUGUGCCAGACCCCCAAGUGUCACCUGAUAAAGAUGAUGACAAUUCCAAAGAAAGCUCCAUAGAAACAGGAACACCGAAAAGCGACAACCAGGAAUCCACAUCCACAAGUGAUGAAGGCUACUAUGAUUCAUUCUCUCCUGGACAGGAUGACGACAUGAAGGAAGCUCAGACCCCUGGCGUCCCCAGUAAAUUUCCAAGAGACAGCUACAGUGGGGAUGCUCUUUAUGAGCUCUUCUAUGACCCAAACGAAGUGAAAAUAAACCCAGUCCUAGAUGAUGACUUGUGCACAUCUGAAAGUGUUUCAGAACAAGCCAUUGAAAUCCCUCUGUCCAUUUACAGCUUUCAUGUUGGAGCUGAGGAAAACAUGGCUUCCCAACCAGCUGUAGACAUUAUCAGCCAGGGUUUUUUCCACAGCACAUGGAAAGGCAAAGAAUGUUUGCUAAAGCUCUGUGAUACUGAACUUUCACUGACUAUGGGGAUAAUAAACUGGCUGCGAAAACACUCAGGGCUUGUUUCCUCCCCAGACUCUCUUCACAGUCCUCAGUCACAGCCAGAAAAGUCUGAUGACACAGUAAGCUCUCCCAACCCCAGUUCAGACCAGAAGGCGAACACAGAAGCUCAGCAGGAGGAACAAAACACGAGAGAACCUAAGACAUGUAACCUACAGCUGUCUUUGGAUGAAAGCAAAGAGGCGACCCAGGUCUCUUCAGUAAAUGCUGCUGAAAGAGACUACAGCCUAGACCCUUGCCCUAAUACUUCUAAUUUGGAUAUCCAAGAAAGGGAAGGGAAUCACCACAAGGAUUCAUCCGCAAUGUCUGGGACUGUAGAAGCCACCAGAACAUCACCACAAUCACAGGCCAACAGAGAUAAUCUGCAGACAUCAUCAGCUGAGAAUGAGAAUAUGACAGUUUCAAAAGGAUGUGAGACCCCCCUAGAAAAAAAAACAUCAACAGAAAGUUUGAACAGGGAGACUGACUUCCAGAGCUCUGAAAACUCUUUAUUAAAUGAUAACCAUGAAGUAGAAUCAUGUUACUCCUACAAGACUGCUGCGACCUCACCCCCAGAUCCCCUGGACAGGGAGGACAGAAAUAAACCGAUGUAUCAUUCUCUGUCUAUACCCUGUGACAAGCCAUUGCAGCCUCUUACUCUGAAACACUUUCAGAGCUACAUCAGCCCCACUCCAAGGGAGGGCAGCACUAACAUAGUGCAGCUCUUAGAGCGCUGUGUAACCCAAGUGGCAUCCUUAAAAAUCAGCUAUGAAAACAAGCACUUGGAAGACAAAUGCAUUGGAAAUGAAAUGAACAAUAUCAUUUGUAAGAUGUCACAGUACCAAAACAAGUUAUUGUUGCAAAAUGAAUGCGACUGCAUUGCCCAAAAUUCAGACUACUCCAGUCUCCCUUACACAAACCAAUAUAAUUACGAAACAAGUCUCAGAGCCAACAGUAUGUAUCAUUUGAAGCAAAAUGGGGAGCAAAUUUGCUCUGAAGAUCAGAAAAGUAGGGCAAGAAUCCUGGAUGAGGUCUCUAGAAGCAAGAUAAAUUUUGAAUAUGCCCAGCUAAAUAAUCAAGCCCUCUCCUAUCUAAAAGACUUCACACUUGAUCUCAGUCCAAGUGAUUCUGCCUCUACUACAGCUCUUAGUAGGCCAGCGUUUUUACCUCUGUUUAAUUCUGUCUGUUCAGACAUACCAACUAACUUUUCACAAGCUUCAUACAGCACCAACAUCUCUCUGGCUAAAUCACUGCAGUCUAAGGAGGCCAAGCAAGGCAGCCCCGGGGUGUGGAGUUACACAGAGGCCCCCUGCAAAGGACUGGCUGGAGAGAGCGCUCCGUCCCCUCAUCCAGAGCCAGCAGCCCCAGACACAGCAGUGGCAGGGAGGAACCAUCAAUAACAUGCUCGCAUUGAGAAGGUGCAACACCGAAGAAUCCACUUGUAGAUAUGGAUGCUGCCCCCUCUUAUGUUCUACAGCAUGACAUACUGCCACAAUGUUACAUCGAUGCCAGACUCAACAAGGAUUUCCCUCUAGAGACCCUGCCAGAGGUGUCACAGUGGAAAAUCAUGCUAGUCUGUCUAACUGACUAAUAAGAUUUAGAGAUCAUGACAACUUCACACUCUUGAAACCCUGUUUGCAGACUAGUCGUAACUAACAUUCUUUUUUCUAAAAAAAUAUUUUUUUCAAUAAGAUUUUUUUUGAAUAAGAUUCAAUAAGAAAGUUGUGCCAUGACAAGAAGGUUUAACAAAAAGAGAUAGCAUAUUUCUGUCAUAUUGUGCCACCUGACAGCCGAAAAUGCCACUGUAUUUUUAAAACACAGGUAUGUGCAGAAUAAGCACUCACUUGGACAGUCAUUUUGAGGAGGUAAAAUUCUUUUCAAUUGCAUUAAUUUUUCUUGAAUUUUACAGAAAUGCUUUAUAUAUUUUAUUGCAACUGUUUAAUCAUCUUAAAGCAACAAGACUCUAGAGUACAGGUUGCAUUGGUAUGGCAAGAUUUACUGCCUGAGGAAAAGAAUUUUGUAAAUAUGCAAAUAAAAAUAUAAGGAAGCAUAAUAUAUUAUGCCCUAUAUUGUCCAAAGACAUGUAUUUAUCAUGUAGCAGAAAUGGUGAAUAGGAUAGAGAGGUGUACUUGAAAACUGCUUUCAAAAAGAUGUUAUUUGAUUCUGUUUUAAAGGAGAGAAAACAUAUUGCUUUUAUCCCAGACAGUGGCUGUGCAUAAUCUAAUAUAGAUCUUAUUUUCUAUUUUAGAAUCUAGUCUCAAAAUAGCAGGUAACCCAAUUUUCAUUUUUUAUAAAGGAGCGUUUAGAAUCGAUUUUACAGAACAGUCAUUAUUUUCAAACCAACUCUGAUCUGGUCUUGACUGUUUAAAACUCCGGAGGUAAAUCAAAAUUCUGCCCCAAAUCAUCAAAUGGUCCCAUCUGGCCUUAGUAUGUUUGAAGAGAUUGUAACAAUCUCCUGUUCUUGUAUCCUGCCUCAGACAGUAUUUAUCACAUGCUGUUUCAGGGCAAAGUGGAAGAAGGACCUACAAGGUUGGGGAAUGAAGCAAGGAAAAAUAAUUCCUUCCUAACUCGACAGUGAGUACACACCUUGAUACAGAAGAAGGCAUCCUCAGCUCCCACUUACUCCUAAAAUUCACUUAGGUAGGGUGGAGGAAUUAAUCUUAUUUGGCUUAGGCAUCUAGAUAACUGUCCACACCUUGCCUGUAGUCAACAGAAGAUGACAAAUAACUGCAGAGGUUGAUGAAUCACUUCACAAAAAUACUCUCUCUAUUGACAACAGAAGGCUCCUAGACAAAAGCCUUACAUUAGAUGCCUAACUUUUUGAUGUCUAAAGUUGGAUGACUUCUCCCCUAAAUAAUUCAGAAUGGUAAGAAUAUAUAACCAGACUACUUGACUGAUGUCUACAUUUUGCAAAUUUGGAGUUAUUGAAAAAAAACAUAAUGCAUCAAGACUAGGAUGCUGUAAAAUGAAAUCACAUACACUAGAUAUUAUAUGCACUUCGAUAUUACUCUACAAUUGCCUAUAAAAGAGGGUCUCUCUCCAGUGCUCCAAGACUGCCAAAACAAGUCACAUUCCAGAAUACAGUCUAUUUACCGGAGUAUCUCCCUAAACUAUAGAUUAGAGAUGCCCAGGGCCUUCUUCCAUGGCACAAAAAUAAGCCUCUGAGGACUGUUCAGAAUUGCCAUUUAGAAUAUGAAAGCUUGAAAUUCCAAGCAGUUCAUCAUACAGGCAUUCUUUCCUAAAACACUAAGAGACACAUUUUGGGCUAAUAAAAUAAUAAUAAAUAUAGGGUUUUACAUUCCAGUAACAAAAAGAGGCUGUACAAAAACUAGUUGUUCCUCACACAAGUGAUCCCUUUCCCUUUGGGAUUACUACAUUUAGCCUCUUCACCAUCUUCACUCAACUCUCUUUGUAAUAAUAGCAGCUGAGGCACAGAGCCUCAAGAGAGCACAGAGGCAGAAUUUGACCCAGUAACGCACUGCACAUCUCUUCCCUGGAUUUCAGGCUGAGAAAUCAACAGCAUGGAAAAAAAGAAAGGCAACAGAAGGAGAAAAGUCACUUUGCUCCUACACUGUACAGUUCCUCUACAACUCUCACACUGCUUUCCAAAGGAGACAGUAUUGCUUUUGCUGUUUUAUAGAGGCACAGAGCAACAAAUGAUUUGUCUGACAUUACUUAUCUUUUUAAUUGGUGUCUUCUUUCCCUUUCUGUUGCUUUUCUCCCUGUAAGUCCUAUUCAUCUGUCAGAUAUACUCAGCUCCUGCCACUGCUUACAUUAAAAGUACCCCGAUCUUUUCUCUGCCCUUCCUGCCCAGUGCAAAUAGCUUCCCCUCUGCAGGGCUUUCCUUCUGCUCUCCUCACUGACCUUAAAGCUGAACUCAGCAGCACUGUCUCUGCCAGGCCAGCAGUGCCCUUGUGAUACAAGUCACAGGGAACCAGUGCAGGCAGGGAAGUUGAACUUUUACUCUUCUUAUGUAGGUCCUGCAUUAACAUACGUGUCCCCCAGUUUCACAUGCACACUCUGCUCUCUCGGGAAGAGACAGAUUUACGAGCCACCUGCAGCAUUUGAGCUUAUGGAUGCAUUCAAUUCUAGCAGUAAGCGUGCUCUGAGAUUCAGAGGUCCUGGGUUCAACCCAUGCUGCCAAAAGAACAACUGGGGAUCUGUAUUACACACCACGGAAAAAAUGCCUGUGGGUAGUCUAUUCUAGUUCUCCCUAUGGAGUUGCAUGAAUGCCAGUGCAAUGUUGGGGGAAGCUCAAAAAUCUUCAGGGCUGAAUCAUUCUUCACUUGAACAGCUAAAGGAAAAUCUACCUUCUCAAGGUCAGAAUGAAUCAGGUGCUUACCAGGUCUGGCUGCAAACCGGUUCAGGGGAGGAUCUUUAAAUUCAUUAUAUUUCAUGAGCAGUGUUUCCUCAGUUAGGAAAGGAAGCUGCGCUGGUGAAAUUAACCCAUCUAAUGUGAAAGCUCAUUUCAUACAUGGUGUGUAGCUGUGAGAACAAGUUCCUACGGCUUGCUUUCAGCAUAACGUAUUAUCACUUCCCUCUGGUGUUCGAUGGCUUUUAAACUUUUAAAUGGAUAAUAUGUACACAGAAAAUUAAGAUAAAUGAUGAAAAUCUCUGCAUAGAUUUUUGUGGCUAUGAAAUUUCAGAUCAGUUUCUAUGAAACGGAUAAUAUACUUCUUGUCCUGCUUUUGCAAGAUGGAAGCAGUGACAAGCUGUGUGCAUAUAUAAGAUCAGAAUAAUGAUUAAAAUAAAGAACAACACCUUAUGUGCUAAAGACAACUUCCAAAGAGGAAAAGAAAAAUUUCCCCUCUCAUGGUUCACUACAGUGUGAACACAAAAAUGUUCUGAAAAGGAUUAUUUUAAAAAAGCUGUUGUCUGCUAAGGACAUCAAGCCCUGACAUUCCUUCUUUUAAUGUAGAAUUCACCAGAAUCUCAGAGGUGUUUUGGGAACUCCCAGCACAUAGACUGAAACUUCAAGUAUGAAGCAUCAGGUACCUGAGUACACUUAAUAAAACCCCACUUGCUGCUGCAAACGGAGAAAGCGCUCACCACCUUACAUAACUGGAGUGUAAUUAAUCCAAUACUAAUAAAAAUGGCAGGAAAAAAUGUAGGCAGAAAUAUCAGACAUAUAUACACUGUCAGGCAAGUGUUCCUUCUAAGAGCAGAGUAUUAAAAUGGGCUUUCGGCAUUCCACUCAAAUACAAUUGAUAUGAACUUAGCAAAAGUCAUAGAGUAAUAUUUUGCUUCAUGUACAGUGCUUCAUUGUUCUGAGUAGGUCAGAGUGUUUGGUGGCAAGAUAUUGUAAAUACUCAUGCUUUGCAGCAAAUGCACAGGAAGCACAGUAAAGCUGCAGUUAAACUGAAGGAUAUUUAAAAGAGAAAAAAUGUUACAUAUUCCAAUUUCUACUUAAUGAAAGGGAAACAGACCAGUGGUACUUUUGGAGGGGAAAAUAUACAUACUCAGUGUGCAUGUAUAUGCACCUAAAAAGAGGGCUCUUGCAAUCUUACUGAGUUCAAGAAUGGGGAGGAAAUCUGAACCAUGUACUGUUUAAAAAUCUGAGUAGCAGAUUAACAAAAUUUUCAGUACAUAUGAUUUAUGUAAUUAAGAUACAUGCAUUUAUAUGCUAUGUUUAACAUAUUUUGUUAACUAUUUUUCAUAUAAGUCAUAUCUGAUGUAUAUAUGCUUUAUGUAUUAUAUUUUAGUUACCAUAUUCUACAUUGCAUAUUAAAGUCAUUUGGAUUCUA
Dromaius novaehollandiae (emu) is the source of this 7461-nucleotide messenger RNA. RefSeq names its product APC membrane recruitment protein 3 (gene AMER3). The transcript has 3 exons. Gene Ontology annotation, molecular function: phosphatidylinositol-4,5-bisphosphate binding; beta-catenin binding. Lineage: Eukaryota; Metazoa; Chordata; Aves; Casuariiformes; Dromaiidae. Gene Ontology annotation, cellular component: plasma membrane. Gene Ontology annotation, biological process: regulation of canonical Wnt signaling pathway. The record is from RefSeq and is a predicted model, not a curated record. Bases 106 to 3117 code for a protein of 1003 amino acids.